Molecule: messenger RNA, 1181 nt
Organism: Ochotona princeps (American pika)
Lineage: Eukaryota; Metazoa; Chordata; Mammalia; Lagomorpha; Ochotonidae
Gene: CCDC54
Product: coiled-coil domain containing 54
Exons: 2
Coding region: 138-1118 (326 amino acids)
Source: RefSeq, a predicted model, not a curated record
GGGCUGACCGUUAUUUCUCAGAGUUCUCCAGCUAAACUGCCUUAUGUGAAGCAAACCACAUAAGAGUGCCUGCUGCUGCCUUUGAUGCUCUCCAGAGGGCAUUCUAGGAUGUGACCAGAGAAGAAACUCAGCCACCAAUGUACAAGUUUCAUACCAGAAGAGUAAAAGUUGCUGCAGGGAAGAUUUGGACUUCAAAUCUCUCCAAGAUCAGGCAAUCUGUUAAAAAUGUGUAUGAAAAAUGUAGGUUCAAGCACCCAGAUUUUCCUGGAUAUCCAACAGUGACUGCCUAUGAUUGCGAUCAGGAGGAUGUCUGUUCUGGUGAAGACUUGAGUCUUACGGUGAUGUUCCAGGAUGUUAAAACUGCCCAAAUUGAACUUCACAACCAAAUGACUGAUGUAGUCAAAGCAAUAUCAAAAAUCCAGGGAAUGUCUGAUGAUUCUAAGAAGCAGAUAGAGCAACUGGAAUUCGGCCUGCGUGUUAACGAAGACAAACAAUGUGCAACAACUGAUGUUAUCCUAGCUAUGAAGGAGAACAUUGACACUUUAACUAGAAAGGUAACAGAACUGGAAAAACAGAAUUCCUGCUAUCAUGUAUGCUCUUUGGGGGAUCUGGAGGGAGAAAAGGAGAAAGAGACCAUAGAAUUGCUUCACAAGUUCAUACAGAAAAAAACCCUGAACACACUGGCCUCCACUGGCCGUGUCAGCUCUUCAGUGCAGAAAGUGCCGCCCAGUUAUCCAGAACCCGUUGACCAUUUUGAAAAAAAGACAGUCUCUCCCAAAAUGAAACCUCUGAGGAAAAAGAAGUGCCCAAAUUCAUCAAGAAAUGUAAAAGGGAUGAAGCCAGACAUUUAUAUUUACCCAGACCUUACUACAUGGGUCAAGCUGACUUUUGUUCAUGGCGGAAAGUGGGGAUUUUUUCUCAGCCCUACCAAGUUGGAGACAUUCCUCCAGUGGCUCCUUCCCCGGACAGCCACCAUUCUUGAGGAAUCACAGCUCACACCCAAAGGGGAGUGUCUGUUGGCCAGACCGAUUGCAAGCUUCACAGCAAUCUGUAUGUCUGUCGUCAACUGCAUUUACUGCCUUUUCAGUUCCCCAAAAGAGGAAGUAACUCGGUUGUAGAGUUGCCUUCUGUUUCGCGUGGUACAGAAUAAACGUGAUCUGGUUGCUGCAGGCAUUCACUCA